AUGUCUCGACUCGCCAAGGCCUACAGCCUGACCAGUACCAAUGACACAAAGGACCUCUACGACAAGUGGGCGUCCACCUACGACAGCGAGAUGAGCAGAGAAGAAGAGGACUACGUCGGUCCUGCCCUGGCAGCCGCCCACAUCCUCCAGCACCUGGGGGCCGAGGAGAUCGGACCCGAUGUCGAGAUCCUAGACGCCGGCUGCGGCACCGGCCUGGCCGGCAUUGCCCUGUCCCGGCUGGGCGCCCGCAAGGUCGACGGCGUCGAUCUCAGCCCCGGCAUGCUGGACGUUGCCCGCAAGGCCGGCGUGUACCGCCACCUGGACACGGCCGACCUGUCGACGCGCCUCGUCCACGACGACGACCGCUACGACGUGGUCUGCUGCGUCGGCACCCUCACCCAGGCCCACGUCGGCCCCGUCGUGCUUGACGAGUUCGUCCGCAUCGUCAAGCCGGGCGGUUACAUCGUCGCCACGAUCCUGGGUAGCAUCUAUGUGUCAGGUGGCUACGAGGCCAAGAUCGAGAGCCUCGUCAACAGAGGCAAGGCUAAGCUCAUCAGUGCCGAGAUGGAGGAUUACCGCCGCAAGGCCAACAUUCGCGCUCGCAUGGUUGUCAUCCAGGUCGUGUGA
Molecule: messenger RNA, 627 nt
Organism: Geosmithia morbida
Lineage: Eukaryota; Fungi; Ascomycota; Sordariomycetes; Hypocreales; Bionectriaceae
Product: Ribosomal protein L11 methyltransferase (PrmA)
Exons: 1
Coding region: 1-627 (208 amino acids)
Source: RefSeq, a predicted model, not a curated record